Linum trigynum is the source of this 2238-nucleotide messenger RNA. The record is from the annotation of a GenBank genome assembly. NCBI's taxonomy places the organism in Eukaryota, Viridiplantae, Streptophyta, Magnoliopsida, Malpighiales, Linaceae.
AGCAAACUACCCUUUACAUUAUCAUUUUGUUAAAAUUUCUCCCCUAUCUUAGCCGGCUUUUCUUCACUGAACCCUGCCCCCUCCCUGAUUGAUGCUUUCUUCAAGGUCAAUCGUUCGCUCCCAUGGGCUCGCAGACAUAAUUUGAAGCACUGGAGGCCUAUCCCUAUUCGAUCGAAAUGCCUCUCCUUCACACCAUUUCUCUGCCAACUCUUUGUUCUCCGGCAUCAAUCGUGAAAUUAGAGGCUGGCUUCGUGAAGCGUCCGUCAAUCCCUGCUGCUCUUACUUCAGUUCGUCCUCGUCGACGGGGAUGUUGCUCCUGCUCGGCCGUAUCGAGGAACUCUGAUUCGGAAUCCGCUUCCGGAAGCAGCUCCAAGUCCAAAAGCAAGGCCAGUUCCAAAGAAGCUGCUUCUGCGGAGGAAGAUGAGGAGAUUUUCGUCCCUCGCAAGCCGAGGCGCGGCCGCCGGAGCGAAGCUGCUGCCGUCGAGGAUUUCGUGCGCGACCAUCUGAAGAGAACCUUCGCGUCGAUUCGACAGCAGGAGCAGGACCCGGAGUUCCUGGAGAAGAUGAAGAAUUUGAUGAAGGACGGUGAGGGAAACCUAGAUUCUCAGUUCACGGACAUCGACGGCGGCGACGAAGAAGAAGAGGAAGGAAUAGAUGGAGAGGAGGACAAGAGUAAGAAGAGGACGAUGGUGGAGGAAGAGGACCCGGACUGGCCGCUGGAUGCCGACGUUGGGUGGGGAAUCCGAGCGUCGGAGUAUUUCGAGCAGCAUCCUAUCAAGAACGUCGCAGGUGAAGAUGGGUUCGAGAUAGACUGGGAAGGGGAGCUUGACGAAGGUUGGGUUCAGGAGAUCAACUGUUUAGAGUGGGAGAGCAUCGCCUUCCAUCCCAGCCCCUUAAUCGUUCUCGUUUUCGAAAGAUACAACAGGGCUAGUGAUAACUGGAAGACAUUGAAGGAGCUGGAGAAGGCAGCCAAGGUGUACUGGAGUGCGAAGGAUCGAUUGCCUCCUCGGACAGUGAAGAUUGAUCUGAACAUUGAGAAAGAUUUGGCAUAUGCCCUGAAAGCUAGAGAAUGCCCUCAGAUUCUGUUUCUAAGAGGCCAGAAGGUUGUUUACAGGGAGAAAGAAUUUCGAACAGCAGAGGAAUUGGUACAAAUGAUUGCACAUUUUUACUAUAAUGCGAAAAAGCCUUCAUGCGUUAAAGACGACGUUGUUACUGCUUAGUGGGGCAGGCAGCUACUUGAGUUAUGGUAAGAGCAUAGUGAUCGUUUCUUGAUUGCAUCCGUUGCCUCCAUUCUCUGCAUAACAUAGUAAGGUCUUCAGACACAGGCAAAGAUUGAUGGUGAAGAAGCUGAUAAGAGAGUAUCAAUGUAUCAUGUCUUUGGCUGACUAUCGAUGCUGUUGGUCAAGUAAGAUACAUAUUAGUUCUUUUGUUUCAAUGAUUCGGAGGCGCCAUUUUGCACUCUUCUUCAAUUAGGGAACCUCAAAUUGACCUACCAUGACUGAAGGUCUGAAGCCACCACAUCUGGUUCAAGCUGAGCAGCAGUGUGGUGCUUUUUCACCCUCAGGAACGGAUGUGCUGGUCAUGUUUAGAACCGGAAAGAAGCUGUUUAGAUAGAGGAUGAGACCGUUGUACUGUUGAUUUGUUGCCAAGCACGAGCUUGGUUCUGCAAUCCGAUAAACAGGGUGCCUUUUUCUUGUAUCCUUGUUGCAGCUAUUGUUUGUGGACUCAGGCAGGGAAGCAUAACUACUACGUGUACCUGUGAUGUUGCAGCUUGUGGUGCACUGGGACGGCAGACAAUUUUGCAGAGGGUAUUUGGUGAGCCUGAUUCUGCAGAUUCCAUAGCUUCAUAUCGCGUAUCACGCUCACGUCUGCUCAUGUACUUGUUGGAAUCCCAGUUCACUACUGCCCAAAGGUCUCGAUGGAAGUAAGGCUCGUCGUCUUUCCAGGGCGAUAAAAUGUAUCGAGUGUUGGAAGACCACCUUGAUGUUUCAAACUAUUUGUCUGUACCACUCGAAACUCGAGAUCAAAUAAUUAAGCUUGGCAUUCGUAUUUAAUUUUAGAGCUCAAAACUUGUCUGGCAUUGGACUAAUACUCUUUUCGUAAGAUAAAAUUACAUUUUUCAAUUUAUCUGACAUUGGACUAAUACUCUUUUCGAAAGAUAUCAUAAAAUUGCAUUAUACGCAAUAAGAUUCUAGAAGCUGAAUUGUUUUUGUGCGUAAAUUAAAUUUAGCAUAAACA